AUGGGUCGGAAAAGCCAGAAGAAACGGCGAGGCGCCGCCUCGGAGCUCCGGCGAGUGAUCACCUUCGAUGAGGAGAGUCGGCGGGAAUAUCUGACAGGAUUCCACAAGCGAAAGGUUGAGAGGAGGAAAAUAGCUGUGGAGGAGAUAAAGCGCAAACUGAAGGAGGAGCAACAGAAGAUGAAGGAAGAGCGCCACAAGGAAUACAUGAAGAUGCUGAAGGAGAGAGAGGAAGCCUUAGAUGAGGCUGACCAGUUGGAGUAUAUGGUGACCUCGCAGAAGGAGUUGGUGAGCUACGAUCACCCAAACCACACGGUUACCGUUACUACGGUCAGUGACCUGGACCUCUCGGGCGCGCACCUGUUGGGGCUAGAUGCUCAAGAGGAAGAUACUGAGCCGAAAGGAGAUGAUGUCCCAGAAUCCACAUGCACAUUGCCUAAGAAAUCCAGAGACCCUUUCCUGUCUCAGAGGAUCUCCUCACUCACUGCCUCGCUGCAUACUCGUAGUCAGAAAAAGACCAAAGGCAGGCAGGCCAGGCACAGUCAAGGAGCAAAGAAGAGAGCCCAGAAGCCAAGCACAGGCCGAACCAGCAGGUCCCUGCGUCGAAAAAUGACGGGCAAAGGCCAACGUGUUCAAGACUGACGAACAAGAGGAAAGGAAGGUAGUGGCUUG
This is a messenger RNA of Euleptes europaea (tarantolino), 669 nucleotides long. RefSeq names its product nucleolar protein 12 (gene NOL12). Gene Ontology annotation, cellular component: nucleolus. Lineage: Eukaryota; Metazoa; Chordata; Lepidosauria; Squamata; Sphaerodactylidae. The record is from RefSeq and is a predicted model, not a curated record. Bases 1 to 639 code for a protein of 212 amino acids. The transcript is spliced from 6 exons. Gene Ontology annotation, molecular function: RNA binding.